Messenger RNA from Cicer arietinum (chickpea), 1238 nucleotides. RefSeq names its product tropinone reductase homolog At5g06060-like. The record is from RefSeq and is a predicted model, not a curated record. NCBI's taxonomy places the organism in Eukaryota, Viridiplantae, Streptophyta, Magnoliopsida, Fabales, Fabaceae. Gene Ontology annotation, molecular function: oxidoreductase activity.
ACAAUUACAAGUAAAGCUAAAAGAUGCGUGUUGCUUGGUACUAACAAAGACGUACACCAUCCCAAUGAGCCCAUGGGCCACUGGCAUGAAUUGAUAGACAGAAAGUUUCAUACAUAAAUAAACGACGUCGUUUCAUAUAAUAUUAUGAUAAAAGAAAAACACAUAAUCCAUAUUCGCAGAGAUAAAGGUCACAGAAACAAACAUCAAUGGCGAAGGCAACAGAAAGCAGUAGCAGAGGCUCAAGAUGGUCUCUCAAAGGAGCCACUGCUCUAGUUACCGGUGGAACGCGUGGAAUUGGGCAUGCUGUGGUGGAGGAACUGGCUGAGUUUGGUGCAACAGUGUACACUUGCUCUAGGAAUGAAGUGGAGCUCAAUAAAUGCUUAAACCAGUGGCAAGAGAAAGGUUUUUCGGUUUAUGGAUCGGUCUGCGAUUUGUCUUCUUCUUCUCAAAGAGAAGAGCUUAUUCGAAAAGUUGCUUCUGCUUUCAACGGCAAGCUCAACAUACUUGUAAACAAUGCUGGAACAAAUGUGAGGAAGCCAACAAUUGAUUAUACAGCUGAAGAAUAUUCAAAAGUCAUGAAUACUAACUUGGAUUCCGUAUACCAUCUAAGCCAACUAGCAUAUUCUCUUCUUAAAGAAUCUGGAAAUGGAAGCAUUGUGUUCAAUUCCUCUGUUGCAUCUCUGACAAGUGUAGGUUCAGGGUCCAUCUAUGCAUUGAGUAAAGCUGCAAUCAAUCAACUGACCAAAAGUCUUGCUUGUGAAUGGGCAAAAGACAACAUAAGGAGCAAUUGUGUAGCACCCUGGUAUACAAAAACAUCACUUGUGGAACAUUUAAUUGCGAACGAAGAGUUUGUGAAUGAAAUACUAUCUCGAACACCGAUUAAGCGGAUAGCAGAAGCACAUGAAGUGUCUUCCUUGGUGACUUUCCUUUGCCUGCCAGCUGCUUCCUACAUAACUGGACAGAUUGUUUCUGUGGAUGGCGGAUUUACUGUGAAUGGAUUUCAACCCAGCAUGAGGAUUAACUAAUGAAACAAUGUCAUUUAUAAUUUUAUUUCCCCAUUGUUUACAUAUUACAAUGGUAUUCAUCAAAUCUUGAUUGAGGUGACUUUCAGUUUUUUAUUAUGUAUUUUCUUUUUUGAAAGGUGUUCAUGAUAAUGUUCAUCUACUAUAACUCAUCUUGGAAGAAAUAAAUGGAAAAGCCACCAUGUCAUGUUAAUUGCAAACUUUUAAAAUGUUCAA